GCAGGAAGCAGGGGGCGGAGGCCGCUGUGCAGUCAGCCCAGCUGUGGGCGGCCCCUGCCUGCUCCAUCCAGCUGGAGACAGCCCCGUGGGGCCAGCCAGUGCUGGGCCAGGAGCGGCCACCUGGUUCCUGUGUGCUACGGCCCCGUGGGCCUGGGAGCUGCCUCUGAGGAGCACACCGCAGGGCCAGGCAUGUGAGGCCUCUGCGGGUCAUGGAGAACCUCCCUGCUGUGACCACUGAGGAGCUGACCCCCAUGAGGAGGGGUCCCGUGGGACCCUCAGGAGGUGGCAGCAGCCGGGACCAGGUCCGGACUGUGGCCAUGAGGCCCUCUGUGAGCUGGGAGAAAGCGGGGCCCAAGGAGGCCAAGGCGCCAGUGAGAGGCUACGAGCCUCCUCCCGCCCGCGUGGCUGGGCCUGCUGCUGGGACCCCUCCCUGUCAGAUAGGAGCUUAUCCCACAGACCUGACCCUGCAGCUGCUGGCUGUACGGAGGAAGAGUGGACUGCGGGACCCCGGCCUACAGCAGACCCUCCGGGGCCAGCUCCGCCUGCUGGAGAAUGACAGCCGGGAGAUGGCCCGCGUGCUCGGGGAAUUAUCAGCCAGGCUGCUGUCUAUCCACAGUGACCAGGACCGGAUCGUGGUGACGUUUAAGACUUUUGAAGAAAUCUGGAAGUUUUCCACUUACCACGCUCUUGGCUUCACUCAUCACUGCCUGGCAAACCUGCUCAUGGACCAGGCCUUCUGGCUGCUCUCGCCCAGUGAGGAGGAGGAGACGGCCAUCCAAGUCCACGUGGAUGAGAACGCCUUGAGGCUGACCCACGAGAGCCUCCUCAUCCAAGAAGGGCCCUUCUUUGUCCUGUGUCCUGAACACCAUGUGAGAGAGAUGACGGGUCCCCGGGAUGCAGGAAAUGGCCCCCAGGCCCUCAGGCAGGCUUCGGGGGCUCCCCAGGGAGAGGCGGCACCAGAAACAGACUCUUCACCGCCGAGCCCCAGCGUGCCCUCCGAGGAGGUGGCAGUGGCAGCCGCCCCGGAGCCUUUGAUUCCGUUUCAUCAGUGGGCUCUUAGGGUCCCCCAGGACCCCAUCGAUGACGCCAUGGGUGGCCCUGUGAUGCCCGACAACCCGCUGAUGGCUGUGGGCCUGGCCUCGGCAUUGGCAGACUUCCAGGGCUCGGGGCCUGAAGAGAUGACCUUCCGAGGUGGAGACCUUAUCGAGAUCCUUGGGGCGCAGGUGCCUGGCCUGCCCUGGUGCGUGGGCCGACACACAGCCUCGGGCCAGAUGGGGUUUGUGCGGAGCAGUCUCAUCAGCACGCAGGACCCCGUGUCCCAGUUGGAAAGUGCGAUUUUUCUCAAUGAGGAAGAGAAGUCAUUCUUCAGUGAGGGCUGCUUUUCUGAGGAGGAUGCCAGGCAGUUGCUGAGGCGGAUGUCGGGCACCGAUGUCUGCAGCGUGUACAGCCUGGACUCAGUAGAGGAAGCUGAGACCGAGCAGCUGCAGGAACAAGAAAUACCUCCACCUUGCCUGAGCCCGGAGCCACAGGAGACCCUGCAGAAGGUGAAGAAUGUUCUGGAACAAUGCAAGACCUGCCCAGGCUGCCCCCAGGAGCCAGCGUCCUGGGGUCUCUGUGCGGCAUCCAGCAAUGUGAGCUUGCAGGACCCCGAGGAGCCCCCCUUCUGCUUGGAAGCCAAGGAUGACUGGGAGGACCCAGAGGCCCUGAGCUCACUACUGCUGUUCCUGAACGCCCCUGGGUACAAGACCAGCUUCCGUGGCCUGUAUGGUGUGGCGCUGCCAUGGCUGAGCAGCAUGUUCCGCAGCUUCAGUGACGAGGAGGAGCUGGCUGGGCACCUAGCACGGGCCCGCGGGGCGGCCAAGAAAGCUGGCCUCCUCAUGGCCCUGGCCAGGCUCUGCUUCCUCCUGGGGCGGCUGUGCAGCAGGAGGCUCAAGCUGUCCCAGGCCCGGGUGUACUUUGAGGAAGCGCUGGGGGCCCUGGAGGGCAGCUUCGAGGACCUGUUCCUGGUGGUGGCUGUGUACGCCAACCUGGCCAGCAUUUACCGGAAGCAGAAGAACCGGGAGAAGUGUGCACAGGUGGUGCCCAAAGCCAUGGCCCUGCUCCUGGGGACGCCCGGCCACAUCUGCAGCACCGAGGCGGAGGGGGAGCUCCUGCAGCUGGCGCUGCGGCGGGCGGUGGGUGGCCAGAGCCUGCAGGCCGAGGCCCGGGCCUGCUUCCUGCUGGCCAGGCAUCACGUGCACCUCAAGCAGCCCGAGGAGGCCCUGCCCUUCCUAGAGCGGCUGCUGCUUUUGCACAGGGACUCGGGAGCCCCAGAGGCUGCAUGGCUCUCAGACUGCUACCUACUCCUGGCUGACAUCUACAGCCGCAAGUGCCUGCCCCACCUGGUGCUGAGCUGUGUCAAGGUGGCCUCAUUGCGGACACGGGGCUCGCCGGCCGGCUCGCUGAGGAGUGUGAACCUCGUGCUCCAGAACGCCCUCCAGCCCCACAGCCUCCCCGCCCAGACUUCCCACUACCUCAGGCAAGCGCUGGCCUCCCUGACGCCGGGCACGGGCCAGGCGCUGCGCAGCCACCUCUACGCCAGCUUGGCCCAGCUGUACAGACACCACGGCUGCCACGGCCCGGCCAUCACCUUCAUGAUGCAGGCAGUGGAAGCCAGUGCUGUUGCUGGAGUCCGUGCCAUCGUGGACCACCUGGUGGCCCUGGCCUGGCUGCACGUGCUUCAUGGGCAGAGCCCGGUGGCCCUGGACAUCCUGCAGUCUGUCCAGGAUGCGGUGGUGGCCAGCGAGGACCAGGAGGGCGUGAUUGCCAACAUGGUGGCCGUGGCUCUGAAGAGGACCGGCCGGACGAGGCAGGCAGCGGAGGGCUACUACUGCGCCCUGCGGGUGGCUCGGGACCUGGGCCAGCAGAGGAACCAGGCAGUGGUGCUGGCCAACUUCGGGGCCCUGUGCCUGCACGCGGGUGCCAGCAGGCUGGCCCAGCACUACCUCCUGGAGGCUGUGCGGCUGUUCUCGAGGCUGCCCCGUGAGGAGUGUGGCCGGGACUUCACCCACGUGCUCCUGCAGCUGGGUCACCUCUGCACCCGCCAGGGCCCGGCCCAGCAGGGCAAGGGCUACUAUGAGUGGGCCCUUCUGGUCGCCGUGGAGUUGGGCCACGUGGAGAGCCAGCUGCGGGCCGUCCAGCGGCUGUGCCACUUCUACAGUGCCGUCAUGCCCAGCGAGGCCCAGUGUGUCAUCUACCAUGAGCUCCAGCUCUCCCUGGCCUGCAAGGUGGCCGACAAGGUGCUGGAGGGGCAGCUCCUGGAGACCAUCAGCCAGUUCUACCUGUCCCUGGGCACUGAGCGGGCCUACAAAUCCGCACUGGACUACACCAAACGGAGUCUGGGGAUUUUCAUUGACCUCCAGAAGAAAGAGAAGGAGGCGCAUGCCUGGCUGCAAGCAGGAAAGAUCUAUUACAUCUUGCGACAGAGCGAGCUGGUUGACCUGUACAUCCAGGUGGCGCAGAAUGUGGCCCUGUACACAGGCGACCCCAACCUGGGGCUAGAGCUGUUUGAGGCGGCUGGAGACAUCUUCUUCAACGGGGCCUGGGAGCGGGAGAAAGCCGUGUCCUUCUACCGGGACCGGGCCCUGCCCCUGGCAGUGACUACGGGCAACCGCAAGGCAGAGCUGCGGCUGUGCAACAAGCUGGUGGCACUGCUGGCCACGCUGGAGGAGCCCCGGGAGGGCUUGGAGUUUGCCCACACGGCCCUAGCACUCAGCAUCACCCUGGGGGACCGGCUGAACGAGCGUGUGGCCUACCACCGGCUGGCCGCCCUGCAACACCGGCUGGGCCAUGGCGAGCUGGCAGAGCACUUCUACCUCAAGGCCCUGUCGCUCUGCAACUCGCCGCUGGAGUUUGACGAGGAGACCCUGUACUACGUGAAGGUGUACCUGGUGCUCGGUGACAUCAUCUUCUACGACCUGAAGGACCCGUUUGAUGCAGCCGGGUACUACCAGCUGGCACUGGCGGCCGCCGUGGACCUGGGCAACAAGAAGGCACAGCUGAAGAUCUACACGCGGCUGGCCACCAUCUACCACAACUUCCUCCUGGACCGUGAGAAAUCGCUCUUCUUCUACCAGAAGGCCAGGACCUUCGCCACAGAGCUCAACGUCCGCAGGGUCAACCUGCCUCCUCUGCCACUCUGCGGGUGGGCCCCUUGGUUGGCCCCCAGCCACCCUCGCUGAGGACAGCGUCCAAGGGAGUGGGUUUUGUGCAAGGGGCGGGGGUCUCCUGCCUCUCCCGGUGUCUCCGGUGGCUCAUAUUCUGGGAAAUGGAGGCACGAAUGCAGGGGUCAAAUAGCAAUAAAUUGGUUUUUUUUUUUUGCAAUAACUUAUCGAAGUCACCAGGGCAUCCUUCCCUAGUGUGCUUCCUGGGGCGUGUCUAGGGGCCAGCUCCCUUCCCUGGGGACAGCCCUGCUGCUAUGUCCUGAUCUUGGGUAUGAGAAGGACCCCGAGUCCAACAGACCUGUGCCAGGUCACCAGGAGCCAGGGUUUACUUGGCGGCCAGAGGGGAGAUGGUGGUGGAACUCCCUGGGCAGCUCGCUGCUCGGAGCUUUUGCCAUAGGUCUCGUGCCACCCUUGCCUUUAAUCCUCAGGCCACUGUGCCCGGAGGUGGGGGCUGCUAGUGCCCCCAUUCGCCAUUGAAAAAAUAGAGGCACAGAGAGGUUAGGUGUCUGGCCCACAAUCACACAGACGCAGAGCCCAGUGCGCUGACCACCACACCACACUGCUGGCCUGCUGCCAGGAAGGUGUCCCCCAUUAGGACCCAAGGUCAGCUCCUGGACCUCUCUUGUGGUGUCAGGAGAGCCACAGGCCAGUGAGGGUGGCCCAGGGGAUCCCCCACUAAGUGUCCUAUGGUCCCAGACUUGGCUGGGCUGAGCCUGGCCAUUCCCACCUCCAGCCACUGGUCAGCCCUGCGGGCAGUAAGAUGCAGAGAUCUCUGCCUGUGUAGACGCUGCUGCCCAGUGUUGAAAGCCUCUUCUGGGCUGCCCCCCAGUCCUCCCCACGUACCCCUCCCCUUCCUGCUCCCGACCCUCAUCUCCGUCUCCAGGAAUCCCAGGUUUUCCUUCUUGGAAUCUCUUGGUUCCAGGAAACACGGCUCACGCGGUCUCUUUGCCAGUUUACAAGGAAACCGAGGUUCAGAGACUGUGGGUGCCCCACGUGAUUCUCACAAACACUGCACUCUCCCAGGCCCCUCUUUUAAACACUUUUUAAAUGAGGCGACAUUCACAUCGCAUGCGAUUAACUAUUUCAACGCGAAUCAUGUGGUGGCAUUUGUGCAUUCACAGUGCUGUGCAACCACCCACGCCAUCUAGUUUCAAAAUGCAUUCAUCUCCCCAGAAGAAACCUCCCGUCCUCAUUAAGCAGUUACCCCUCCUUGGUAUCCCCCAAGCCCCUCUCCUGCGGUCCGGAGAGACACUUGCCAGUGGGCGGAGCUCUGAUAAUAAGGAAUCAGGCACCCACUGCUGGUCCAGGCCUGGGUUGGUUUUCCACCCAGCAGAGGUGGCAGAGCCAGGAGGGUCUGGGAGCGCUGCAGGGGAGCCCCAUGCUUGCCGCCGGAGCCCUGCCCCGAGCCUCCCCACCAGGGGGCAGCAGAGAGCUUUCCAGAACCGGCCGCGGGGCUGGCGGGCAGCAGAGGCUCAGAGCUGCUGACAAACCUCAUGUUGACCCCAGACCGCUGUCUCUGUGGGUUGGGCUUGGGAAUUGGAGAGGAGGCCGCGUGAUUGGAAACAUGAAGACGGCACGGCCUGGCUGGAGCAGCGGGAAGCGCCGUCACGGUUACUGAGGACACAGACCUCCUGCCAGCCGGGCCGGGUCUGCAGCCAUUCCUCUCGGGGUGGGGUCUGCAGGUCCGGGUUGCUCUCGGCCCCCGACCUGCCUCAGAGUCCCAGGGGCUUUGGGACUGUGCCUCCCCAUUUCCACCCACCCUGGCUGGUGCCAUGAGGGGGCCUGGAUCCUGGGAUCCUGUUCCUCUCAGUCAGCAGCGCCUGGGGGACGAGAGGAAACAGUGGGUCUUCAAGCCCCACAUUCAAAUCCCCGCCCACCACUCACAGUCUGGAGGUUCAGGGUGAGGGAGUUGAUUUCUCUGAACCCCAGUUUGGUCACCACUAAAAUGAGGCCGACACACUGGGGCAGAGUGCCGGCCCCAGGGCUAAUAGAGGCCUGUUUCCUACUAACAAUACUUCUUACUCCUAGGAAAAGCUCCAACAACCACACGCUACGCAACAUUCAACCCAGGUCAACUUGUCAGAGGCGUUGGAACCAGAGCAACUCCAUCUUGAACAGGAGCUGGGUAAAGUGAGGCUGAGACCUGCCGGGCUGCAUUCCCAGGAGGUUAGGCAUUCUAAGUCAUAGGAUGAGAUAUGAGGUCGGCACAAGAUACAGGUCAUAAAGACCUUGCUGAUAAAGCAGGUUGCAGUAAAGAAGCCGGCCAAAGCCCACCAAAACCAAGAUGGCCACGAGAGUGACCUCUGAUUGUCCUCACGGCUCAUUAUGUGCUAAUUAGAAUGCAUUAGCUGCUAAAAGACACCCCCACCAGCACCAUGACAGUUUACAGAUGCCAUGGCAACGUCUGGAGGUUACCUUAUAUGAUCUCAAAAGGGAGGGGAGAAACUCUCAGUUCUGGGAAUUGCCCACCCCUUUCCUGGAAAACUCAUGAAUAGUCCACCACUUGUUUAGUGUAUGAUCAAGAAAUAACCAUGAAAAUGGGCAACCAGCAGCCUUUGGGGCCGCUCUGCCUAUGGAGUAGCCAUUCUUUUUUUUUUUUUUUUUUUUGAGAUGGAGUCUCACUCUGUUGCCCAGGCUGCAGUGCAGUAGCGUGAUGUCAGCUCACUACAACCUCCGCCUCCCAGGUUCAAGCAAUUCUUCUGCCUCAGCCUUCCUAGUAGCUGGGAUUACAGGCACCCGCCACCACGCCCAGCUAAUUUUUUGUAUUUUAGUAGAGACAGGGUUUUGCCAUGUUGGACCAGGAUGGUCUCGAACUCCUCACCUCAGAUGAUCCACCUGCCUCGGCAUCCCAAAGUUAUGAGAUUACAGGAGUGAGCCACUGCGCCUGGCCGGAGUAGCCAUUCUUUUAUUCCUUUUCUUUCCUAAUAAAUUUGCUUUCACUU
This is a messenger RNA of Pongo pygmaeus (Bornean orangutan), 7144 nucleotides long. RefSeq names its product SH3 domain and tetratricopeptide repeats 1 (gene SH3TC1). The record is from RefSeq and is a predicted model, not a curated record. The transcript has 18 exons. Lineage: Eukaryota; Metazoa; Chordata; Mammalia; Primates; Hominidae. Bases 210 to 4220 code for a protein of 1336 amino acids. Gene Ontology annotation, molecular function: protein binding.